Prorocentrum cordatum is the source of this 465-nucleotide messenger RNA. NCBI's taxonomy places the organism in Eukaryota, Dinophyceae, Prorocentrales, Prorocentraceae. The record is from the annotation of a GenBank genome assembly.
AUGCUAAGGCCGCAAUUGGAGCGCGCGGCGCGCAAUUACUGCUUCGGACUGAAGUACCUGUUGAAGGACACCAAGAUCACGGACUCCUCUCCGCACGAGGUCAGCGCGGGCGGAGAGCCCGCUCUUGCAGCGACGGUGGCCGGCAAUGCCGCGAAGAAGGAGUGGCAUCGCGAGGCCAGGGCCCGCGGCGACGCUGGGAAAGCGGCCGCGCCUGGCGACCUGGAGGUCGAGGACGAUUCUUGCCUGGCCGGCGACGCCGACGGCACACCCAGCAGCGUCGCCGCCGCCGGGGAGAAGGACGACGACGAAGAGCCGGAGGAGGACCGCGAGUGCAGCGUGGUGGUUCACGAGCCCCCCGCUGGCGAGCUCGGGGCAGUGGAGCCGCUCGACGAGGAGGAGCUCCCGUCGAAGGGGUCCGCGGAGCACGCGUCGGGCAAUUGCAGGCGUUGCAACUUCUUCCCCAAG